CGGAACACACCGAGGUCCGUGUUUCGUCCGAUCUCCUUGCGGCAUGGACGGAUGCCAGGCGAAACACCACCAACUGCUUCACGUUGAAUGUGACACUACACAACGCAGCGGCAGCACACAACACGCACUGAACACUCACGUUAGCACUAAACCGAAUUCACUCUUUCGUUACAUACCUAUCACAAUAUACGGCGGGAAGAAGGAUGUCAACACUUACGCCUUCUUAGACGAAGGCUCCUCGGCGACGUUUAUUGAUCGAAGGUUGAUCGACGAACUUGGCAUUGAGGGCAUUCCACAUCCAUUGUGCCUGAAAUGGACUGGUGACACUACACGCGAGGAGGCCAAUUCGUUAAUGGUGUCGCUGCGGGUAUCAGGUGUCUACAGGGGAGCUCCAACAUACGAUCUUCAAAAGGUGCACACAGUGAAUGAGUUAUCACUUCCAGCACAAACGCUACCGCUCGAGGAACUGGCCCAGAAAUACUCACACCUAAGGGGCCUGCCGAUAGCUUCUUAUGUUGGAGUGAAGCCACGAAUCCUGAUUGGUAUGGACAAUAUCCACCUGGGAAAACCGUCACGGUGCGCUGAAGGGAGCUUUGACGAACCAAUCGCCGCAAAGACGAGACUUGGAUGGACUGUGUUUGGUCCAUGUGCUACACCGACAACCAUGAAAUACUGCUCACCACGAUGACGGAGAUUGAGAUGAUGGUAAACUCCCGGCCGCUGACCUACAUACCGCUCGAUGAGGACCUGGACUUUCCCAUAACCCCAAACCACCUACUGCUAGGCAGCUCAGACGGAAGAAAAACUACGGCGUUCUUCGAUGACUCCCCGGCAUCGAUUAAAUCGUCUUGGAGCGCCACACAAGGGAAUGCGGACUUGUUCAGGAAGAGGUGGAUCGCGGAUUAUCUUCCUACACUUACCCGCAGAUCGAAAUGGUUUCAUCCGGCACCGCGCAUCAAGGUAGACGAUGUUGUAGUGAUCGUGGACGGAAAUUUGCCGAGGAACAGUUGGCCGAUGGGGAGAGUUUUAAGCGUAAUUUGUGCAAGGGAUGGGCAAGUAAGAAGAGCGACAGUGCAGACGGUAAACGGGAUUUUAGAGCGUCCGGCGACCAAAAUUGCGGUUCUAGAUGUAGGCGAAAAGGUUAAGUCGAGUGAUGAGGCUAGCAAAGAACAACAAGGGAGACCGCAUGGGAUUAAUGACAGCAGUGGAGAACAGAGCGAGCAGAAACAAACGUCAUAG
Molecule: messenger RNA, 1239 nt
Organism: Anopheles merus
Lineage: Eukaryota; Metazoa; Arthropoda; Insecta; Diptera; Culicidae
Exons: 2
Coding region: 628-1239 (203 amino acids)
Source: RefSeq, a predicted model, not a curated record